Cylicostephanus goldi is the source of this 459-nucleotide messenger RNA. Lineage: Eukaryota; Metazoa; Nematoda; Chromadorea; Rhabditida; Strongylidae. The record is from the annotation of a GenBank genome assembly.
AUGGCCGGGCACUUUGAGUCCGAGCUAUGCCAAGUGCUCCUGGAAGAGCAUUUUGGCAAAACUGUCAGUAUAGUUGGUGCAGCACUUUUACGAGAAGCCGGUCCUCUUCCGGCCAUAAUGCUCCGCCUCAGAGGACAAGUCAAGUUGAAUACGGUGAAAGAGAAGUUCGUCCGCUUAACGGAAUCACAGUUCAUCAUCAAGUGUCCGCCUGUUGUUUCUUCAUUGAAAGGUUGUCCACAGUUUGAGACCUCUUACGAUCCUUACAUUAUGCCUGAAGUAAUUCUGCAAGGAUCACCAGAAGUUCUUUGCAAAACUUUAGAUGACGCGGGAGAAUCAAGGAAACGAAAACAGCCUCAGUCCGAAGGUGAUGAAGGCAUCUAUUGGCGUAUGAAUUGGAUGCGGUUUGACCGCUAUAUUCGCGAUGAAAUGACUCUGGAUCUCCUUGUACCCAAGGUCUGA